Messenger RNA from Adineta steineri, 723 nucleotides. Lineage: Eukaryota; Metazoa; Rotifera; Eurotatoria; Adinetida; Adinetidae. The record is from the annotation of a GenBank genome assembly.
AUGAAUGCCUUAUCUGAACCACUUUUAUCUUCAUCUGAAAAUGACAGUAAUAAUAUUGAACUAGGAACGCUCGAUUCGGAUGAUGAUGAUGAUGUAACAAAAUUAAAUACUCAACGUAUUGUACGUUCUCGUCAUAUAAAACAACAAUCAACACCAGCAGCACAUGGUGGUGGUUCAAUUGUAAUUGUUGAAAAACCUAUUCUACCUCAAGAAAGUCUUCAAGCAUUUGCUAUCCGAUAUCGAGUACCCAUUUCUCAAUUAAAACGUUUGAAUAAUUUACAAAAUGAUCAAGAUUUCUAUGGUCUUAAAUAUUGUCGAGUACCAGUACGUCGUUUUGGUAUAUUACAUGAACAGUCAUCAACAAUUGUUGAUUUACAUGAACAGUUAACAACGAAUACAACAGUACCAAUAACACAUCUAACGCAACAAAAUCAUCAUGCUUUUUUAAAUGCAAUGGAUCAAGAUUUAGCAUUAAUGCGUGCUAAAGUUGAACAAUUAAUAGAAACACCAACAACAACAUUAAUUCCUGAUCAACCAAAAACAGUCAUGAUGAUACGAUCAACAAUAAAAGCUAAGAAUGACUUUAGUUGUGAUGGUGCUGAUUGUGGUUGUAGAUUUUGGCAUAUACUUGGAGCUAUUAUACUUAUUGCACUUCUUAUUCCAAUUAUUUAUAUUUAUAUAUAUAUUAAGUCUCCACCUACGCUUAUAGAACAUUUUCCAUAA